Messenger RNA from Prunus armeniaca (apricot), 177 nucleotides. Lineage: Eukaryota; Viridiplantae; Streptophyta; Magnoliopsida; Rosales; Rosaceae. The record is from the annotation of a GenBank genome assembly.
AUGGUACAUUCACUUGGCUUGCCAUCACAGCUAUCGUCUGCUGAUGUGAAUGAGCCUUCACUUGUCGCUGUGGAAUGGAAACCCUAUGGUUUUGUGGCUUUCAUGACAGAGUUGCUCAUCAUGUUCCUUGGCUCUGUCUUUCUUGUGGCCCCUAGAGCAAUUGAGCACAAGCAUUAA